This is a messenger RNA of Closterium sp. NIES-65, 465 nucleotides long. The record is from the annotation of a GenBank genome assembly. Lineage: Eukaryota; Viridiplantae; Streptophyta; Zygnematophyceae; Desmidiales; Closteriaceae.
AUGUACAUCGCUCUCUAUUACAUAGUCACUCGCCUCCCUAACUCCCUUCUCUUAGUCAGGGACCACUUCCUCUCAGUCUGUCCCACCACUCUCACUGUUGACCUCCUUGAGAAGGCCCUCCUAGCGGCAGAGAAGAGCAUAGUCGCUGUAAGAGCCUCCCGUGGAGACCCGCGCACCCCCAUCUUUGAGGGGUGUUCUCCUUCCCCCCUGCUGCCCUCUGUUGCCUCUGCUGCUGCUGCCAACCUACUUGGUCUUGAGGCGUGGGUGGAGCUGGCGGGGGCGGUGGAGGUGGCGGUGGAGGCGGCGGAGGGAGUGGGGGUGGCGGUGGGAGUGGUGGCGGGAGUGGUGGCGGUGGCGGCGGCAGCGACGGCGGAGGCGGUGGCCGCGGAGGCGGUGGUGGUGGCGGAGGUGGAGGCGGUGGUGGCGGAGGAGGUGGAGCUGGUCGGGGUAGUGCCCCGCAGCUGA